Molecule: messenger RNA, 1110 nt
Organism: Dujonia railenensis
Lineage: Eukaryota; Fungi; Ascomycota; Pichiomycetes; Serinales; Debaryomycetaceae
Source: the annotation of a GenBank genome assembly
AUGUCAUUACCGGUGCCUGAUACAUAUUUCGCGAUUAAAACCAUAACUUGGUCGGAAUUUUCCUUCCAAACACCUAUACUCUUGCAAGAUGAGAAUGGACCAUGCCCGUUGAUCGCACUCGUAAAUACAUUAGUAUUGCAAUACGAGUUCGAAUCCCAGACGUCAAUUGAUAGUACCAGCGAUGUAAGACUAAAUGGGAUACAUUCCUUGAGGUCGAUAUUGCUUGAGAAGGGUAAUAAGAUCUCCUUACAAGAACUUCUAGAACACAUAGGCUUCUUACUCGUGACUAUCACUAACAGUGAGGCUGAUGCUUCGAAGUUAUUAGACUUGUUACCCCAGCUUCACACAGGACUAAGUGUUAACCCAAACUUGGUCACCGGAGAAUUCCCUCCUGAAGAUGUGUCAACAAUAUUGUUCCAAUCUGUGUUUGGACUACAAUUCAAACACGGUUGGGUAUUAGACGCAGACAUCGGGCUCAUCCAAAAGUUGGAGUGCUUUGAUCAAAUCCAAGACGAAUUGCUAAAUGAUGAGUUUGGCAGACAAACAAGUAGUGGGGUGUGGUUGGAAGAUAACAAAACCCAAAUGACUGCGUUUGGACUUGAAAAGUUGAAACAAUCCUUGCAACCGAACGAAUUUACCAUCUUCUUUAGAAACAAUCACUUCAAUACCUUAUUCAAGAAUGGCUCAGAUGAGAAGUUGUAUUUACUCUUAACCGACAAAUCUUUCAACAGCAAACGAAAGAUCAUUUGGCAGUCUUUAACAACCCCAUCUGGUAAGGAAGAUAUCUUUUAUACUGGAGAUUUCUUUCCGAUUCUUGAUGAAGAUUUAGGAGAUAUUGAACAUGUAGGUGACAACCCUGACGAUAUAGAUUUACAGUUGAUCAAACAAUUACAAGAGGAGGACGACCAAAGAAUGGCGCAAGAAAUGCAAGACAGAUUCAACAAGCCCGCUCCCAAGAAAUCAGAAUCUAGUACUAAAAAGCUUGAGCCUACUAAGAAAUCUGGAAGCUCUUUCUCCAGAAGAAAGUCCAAAAAAUCAACACCACCAGUAGAAGUAGAAGAACCAGUCUCCACUGAGAAGAAAAAGAAACCUACAUGCGUAAUCGUUUAA